ACAAAUAUUAUUCAUAGUUAUCCGAUGCUGCACCUUCCGUGUUUUUUCUUAUCCCUUCUCUGUUUUCAUAUCAAUUAGGCUUGCUACUGGAUAAACUAUUUUACUUGAAAAUCUGUUCAAUGUUAAAGCAUGCAAAGAUUUACUGUUAGGGUAGCUGAAUUGAGUCCUAUCACUAUUCUGAGAUGUAUUGAUUGAUAUUUCUUCUUAUACUGGACUCAGAUGCGGAUCAAGGCCAGGUUGCAGAUGGAAUCCUUCAUGAUGUUGAUUUAAGUGAGCCAACUAUGGGAGAGAAACUUGCUGCUCUCAGUUUGCCAGAUAAGAACAAAUUCAGGAGGGAUAAAGAGCAAGAUUCUUCUGACCCAACUAAGCCUCCAAGUGCAGACUCUGUACAUGUUUUGCUUGGGCAAGCAUUAAAUGCUGAUGGUCGCACCCUUCUGCUAGAUUGCUUGUAUACGCAGGAUGAGAAGGUUAUUACAAAGUCAAUUGCACAGUUGAACCCAUCAAACGUCCUCAAAUUCCUACACCCUCUCAUAUCCAUUAAUGAGUCUAGGGGUGCAAUUUUGGCAUGUACUCUUCCAUGGCUAAGUGUCUUGUUCUACAGCAUGCAAGUGCGAUAAUGUCCCAGGAAUCUUCAUUACAUGUUUUGAACUCAUUGUAUCAGCUGAUUGAAUCUAGAGUUUGGACUUUUGAAUCUGCCGUUCAUUUGUCAAGUUGCGUAGACAUUCAUUACACAGGGGUUGCUGAUGAAGAAGUAGAUGAAGGUCAAACAGUGCCAGUUAUCUAUGAGGAUGACAGUUCAGAAGAAUCCGGGGAUUUGGAAACUGAUGAAGCAUUUGAAGUAUUCAGUGAUAUUGAAGAAAGUAACGAUAUGAUGAGCGAGUGAUCGUGUGCGCUUGUUCUUUUGUUCUUUUCAAUGUUGUCAUGACGAAGCACCGGGGUGAGAACAUUGGCUGCGGCACCUGUGAUUGGAUUUGCAAAAAAUGAUGUUUGUUUUCCAACCAUCAUUAAACCAAUGAGAUGUAUUGCUUCUUUUUAGAGUUUAAUUUUAAUAUAUGGAUAGUAUUAGAAA
This is a messenger RNA of Glycine soja, 1069 nucleotides long. RefSeq names its product WD repeat-containing protein 43-like. Lineage: Eukaryota; Viridiplantae; Streptophyta; Magnoliopsida; Fabales; Fabaceae. The transcript is spliced from 5 exons. Bases 566 to 883 code for a protein of 105 amino acids. The record is from RefSeq and is a predicted model, not a curated record.